Microthlaspi erraticum is the source of this 327-nucleotide messenger RNA. The record is from the annotation of a GenBank genome assembly. NCBI's taxonomy places the organism in Eukaryota, Viridiplantae, Streptophyta, Magnoliopsida, Brassicales, Brassicaceae.
AUGGGACGUGAGGAGCAUGGAAGGGACUUGGGCAUGGACGCAGCUCAACUGGAUACGCAAAGGAAGAAGGAGGAAGCCAUCUUGAAGACCAGCUCGACCGUCUACUCGACCAACCGGUCGAGUUCCUCAACUCGACCGGCCAAGCUUCAACUCGAUCGAGCUGAGAAGUCAAAGUCAAACCCGAAAAAUACGAUUCUCCACAUGGAAGUGAUGGAAAUCGUUGGAAAAGGUCCACUAAGAGCUCCAAUAACUCUUGCUCUCGAAAUGGAGUUCAUAGGGGUUGGAUGGAUUAGUUUGAGCAAUGAUCCUAUGGCCUCCAAGGCUUGA